Hermetia illucens (black soldier fly) is the source of this 1285-nucleotide messenger RNA. Its product is annotated as lipase member I-like. Lineage: Eukaryota; Metazoa; Arthropoda; Insecta; Diptera; Stratiomyidae. The transcript has 10 exons. Gene Ontology annotation, molecular function: lipase activity. The record is from RefSeq and is a predicted model, not a curated record. Bases 101 to 1198 code for a protein of 365 amino acids.
AUUGGAAGACGCUAUUUUAGUAAGACCGUAUACAGCCAUUUGGACUAGGAUCAAUUAUAGAAUAAGUUGUGUAGUGAUCAAGUCUAUUUUCAUUUGAAGGAUGAGGUGGAUCUCAGUUGUAUUACUGGCUGCAGGUGUCAUUGCAUUGCAAGCACGACGCAUUCCAUCACGUGAUCAAGAUGAACGAGCAAUUGGAGGAAUAGAAGAAUAUGCUUUAGUGCACGGAGAAAAUAUUCCAGGAAUGGGCAGAGGUGUGUCUGUAUUUGAUGAAGAUGAAUAUAUUCAUGCAAUGGGUUUGACGCGAGAGGCGAUAUCAGACAUAAACCCCUUGGAUCCCCCACUACUCGUUUUGUUCACAAGCGCCACUGAGCAUACCAAAUAUAAGUUCAAAGAUGCAGUAAAAAUGUUGAAGAAUCCCAAAUUCGAUAACCAGAAGAAAACUGUUAUUUAUAUUCAUGGAUUUUUGGAAGGACUUUUUGCUGAAAGUGUUAAAACAGUUGUGAAUAGUUACGCAGCUCGAAAGGAUCAUAACAUUGUUAUUUUGGAUUGGCAUGCACAGGCCGCACCGGAAUACUUCUUACAUGCAGUGAAAAAUGUUUUUAAGGUUGGAGCUGACCUCGGGGCUGUAGUAGUCGAUAUGAUCAACAGCGGUCUUAGCCUUCAGCGCUUGCACAUUGUAGGUCAUUCUUUAGGUGGUCAAAUGGCAGGAGUUUUAGGUCGUACGGUUCAGAAGGUGUCUAGUGGAGCAAUUUUACUUCCCCGUAUCUCAGCAUUGGAUCCUGCUUUUCCCGGAUUCUAUGGUUUCCCCGGUGCCGAACAUUUAACUGCAAAUGAUGCUGAGUAUGUUGACGUUCUGCAUACGGACGCCGGAAUUUAUGGCGCACCUGUAGAUACUGGUACUGUUGACUUUUGGCCAAAUGGCGGGCUCGAUCCUCAACCCGGAUGCCUCAUUAAUGUGUGCAGUCAUCAAAGAUCUUGGUGGUAUUGGAUCGAAAGUCUAGAAGAGAACGCACCAAAUUAUUUCAACUCAGUUGUCGCAAAGAGUUGGAAGGACUUUAAACUAGGACAAGUCGGACAAUUUGAUCCGGAUAUUGUUAUGGGCUACAGUGUCCCUGAUGGCUUAAGUGGUAGCUAUUACCUGCAAACAAAUAAACGGUUGCCAUUUGCCCGAGGAGCAGCGGGAGUUGUAUAUGAAUAAUGGAAAUCACGAGAUGUUGGAAUUUUGUAAAUUGAAGUAGUUUUAAUGUAUAUGUCAAAAUAAUAAAGUUUUAUUUAUAGCAGCAUA